AUGCAUUUCCAAGGACUUCGUUUUUGCAUUGCCUUGCUACUGCUCGGUGGUGCAGAUGCAGCGAAUGGUCCCGAAGAUGUGACAGAGGCUCAUGAUGAUCACGAUGCGGCAAAUCUGGCCGCUCAUGAUGAUCACAAUGUCAAUGAUCACAAUGUUACGGCAGUUGCACAUGCUGAAGUUCCAUCGGGCUCCACCGCCUCUCCUUUUGGAGGUUUGAUCGUGUUGGGAGGUGGGGCAUCAUCUUCGCAGGAGGAACCUUGGCAGGCCUACGAAUGGCCCAGCGAAGCUCAUGAUGACCUGCAUGUUUUGUGUAUGGCUCAAGUCUUUCGGGCCGAGCGCAUGUCUAGGCACAUAGCGCUGUCGUCGCUGUCAGGUGUCUCGUCUGCGUCGGUCGUGUCGCUCUUGUCUCACGUCCUGAGCUCCUCGCCUCAGCUCCUCGAUCCUUGCCCGCUCUGCCCCGCUCUGCCGGACCUGGACUUGGGGUCCUUCUUCUUUGGCCUCGGCUGCGGGGUUCUCCUUCUGCCUCUUCUUGAGGCUCUGCUUCUUCUCCGUGCCGCGUGCUUGAGGGCCCUCGCCUUUAGGCUGCAGAGCCCGGGGUUCUUCCGCCUUGCUUUGGGGGUCGAGCCGGACGAGUUUGAGUUGGUGGCAGAAUCGGCUCCAGUUGCGGGGUCUUACACAGCCACUCCUGUUAGCACACCGCCGCGGGCCUCCGCGUCGCCUGAGUACCCAUUGCAGGGCCGUGGGCCCGCAGAGCCUCACUUGUUUAGAACCGAGGUUGCUGCUCCUGUUCUGCCGAGAACAGAUCGAGAUUGUGCCUGCCGGGAGAUAGGGUUGUGGAUAGUGCGAGCCCUGGCAGGGAAUCACAGAGGGGCGUCUGGCCGAGACCGGCUCUCCCAGUCUUCGCGGUUCUGGGUGGUCUUCAGGUCCUUUGAGGGCCGUGACUUCAGCCCGCCGCGUGCUUUCAGCAGCUUCGCUCAGGCGAAGACCUUGUGCAAGAGGGGCUCCGAGUGCGGAGCGAGUGUGUUCAUAGGGCUGCCUGCCCGAGCCGACCAGGCUUCCCUUCUGUUUCUUUUGAGUGAGAUGGCCGAGGAGGACCCCUUGGACGGGCUGCCGCUUGAGCCCAAGGACUUUGCAAUUCUGCAGCCUGAAGGGGUGGACCCAGACUUCUUGUCAGGCCUGCUCCCCUUCGCAGCCGCCGAAGGUGAGAAGCAAACAUGCGAGGUGAUUGUGGUUUGCGAGAGCGAAGGAAAGAUCGUGGUGGCGGUUCCAGGAGUGAUGUGGGGCCGCAAACUGGCCGAUCGGAAGCUGCCGCGCUCCGCCCUGACAAAGGCCUCUUCCUUGGAGGUGGCUGCAGUGGCCGCAGACGAUCGCGGCUUAGUCGUAGAGGGCACUUCUUUGAGAGUGUGGGUCGCUCUGCUCGAGAACGGGCUGGCUGGCGAACUCCUCUUCGAAUCGGGGGAAGCACCGGAUGUACCCUUUGGGCAAGACAUGCAGGGGGUCACUUUGCUACCGCACGCUGCCUCCUUGAUGACAGCCGUUCAAGAGCUCCCGGGGCUUGGGCCGUAUGCUUCGGCCGAGUCGGCGGCCCCUGCAGAUCACGAGCCGGGCGAGGGAGGGAUUCAUGCAAGGGUGGACCGCCUCGAGGCAGCCAUGAGCAAAGUGGCGGUCGGUGUCAAGGCUUUGCUAGCAAAGCAAUCCGUGCCGGCAGAGCCUUCUUUCCGCCCUCCCACUGCAAAGCCGAAGCCAGCCAAAGCAGCCGUGUCCUCCGGCAGCCAAGCCGGGGCUUUUGCCAACUUGGAUGUCAGCGUGACCCAGGCAGCAUUGGAUGCGGGAGUGAGCCGGGCGGCCUUGGCCGAAAUGGACAAAUUGGUCGGCGAGUCUGGCGGUCUGGGGCGCAAGGCGCGGGCUGCUCCUCCGCGCAAGGCCGAUCCGCUCUCCGAGAGCGAAGGCGAGCCAGAGGAGCCCAUGGCGGCCGUUGCGCCCGUGAAGGGCUCCGAUCCGGUGGGGGAAGCUUUAGUCAAGCUGACGCAGUUGGUGGAGACCCUUUCGGCGCCCAAGCGGCGCGCACCUUCCUCGCUCGACAACCUGCUGGACGCUGCUGGACAAGGCGGAUCUGGAUCGCUGGAGGCCGCGCCAAGUUUGCGGCGCAACGCUGCAGCCCGGCGGGCUUUGAGGGCGGCUUUGGUCGACAAUCCUUGCAUCCUGUCAGCCACCGUGGAGGCCCUGAUGAAGGAAGAUCUGCAUUCCCUUCAAACGCCCGGGUUCGAGGUGGCGCCGAGCGCAAGGGCUUGGCUGGAGCACCGGAGCCGUAUCGGUUCCCACCAGACGCUCGCUCGCACGAGCUGGGCGGUGGCAGGAGCGCUGGACGCUGCCCGCCGCAAAGCUUUCGACGAGUGCGAGGCCAGGCUGAACGUCCUGAUGGUGGCGAUGGAUCAGGUCGCUACCGACCGAGGGUCCUGGACUUUGGCAAACGACUUGUUGCUGGAGGCCCCUUGCCCGAUCCAUGCUUUCAAGGCUCACGAGAUGCGACUUUCUGGAAAAGAGGCCGCACCGGCGGCUGAUUUUUCCGUUUCUCCUGUGGCUCCGCAUUCUGUGUGUGAAGGGCGCAACCUGCCCUCCUUUGCCAAUCCUGCUGAGGAGAAGGGCUUUCGUCGGCCGCCUCCUCCCGGCGCAGCCGCGCCGUCUGUCAAAGUGCCCGGCUUUUGGAAUUCGUUGCCGUCCUGGAUUUUGAAGGGUCACGGCGCUUUUGCUGCAUACCUGCGCACCACGACCAUCGCCGUCAAUGUGUCGGCGCACGGUUCCCAGACGUGGCCCUGUGCUCCUCCGUACCCUGAGGUCUUCUCUCGUCGCAUUGGCGGUGUGUCGGGAUGGCGCAAGGUGCAGACCUGCUUAGUCAUUGUUCUGCUGUCCUGGCUUCAUCUUGGCUCCCCGUGUGUAUGCCCCGAGCGUUGCAGAGUCGGUGCUAAGCUCAGCCCCAACCAAUGGCGGAUGGUCCGAACCAUCGAGGGCCUUACCUGGGACAGCGAUUUUUCUGAUCCUAUUGUUGCAGCUGAGAUGGGGCGGUCUGCCUCUAAGGUGGAGGAUCAACACAACCUCCUGGCUGCUCUGUCUCGGGCCGCUGCUUCUUUUUCCUUGCCUUUGUACUCUAGAGUCUCCAGCGCCAUCUUUCAAGAGUCUGCGGCUGCAGGAGCACAGCACAGUUUUUCUUCGCCGGCCAAUUUCGGCAAAGUGGUGGGGGCCUUCAGGCGUGAUGACCCUGUGGCUGCAAAGACCAUUGAGGCUGACCGUCUGACCUUUCCUGGGCCUCCCCGCUUCAAUCCCGCCUCUUUUGUUGAUGCCGACACCCGGCGUCGCUUGAGCCCCGACGAGUGCGUGAGAAUCUCCUGUGCGGAUCUUAGAGAUUAUUUUUAUCUCUUUGCGGUCACGCCAGACCGAGUCGAACGCAAUUUGUUGCGAGGCUCGCUUACCUUGGCUGAGGCUCGUUUUGUGUUCGGUCGUGACUGCAGGGCUGAGGCCGAGGCUGGCAGAAGGGUGCGGGUUGCCAUCUCCACUCUUGGUAUGGGUGACUGCUCCGCGUGCGAGUACGCUCAGGCAUCUCACAUUGCGGUUCUCCAUCACUAUGGUCUUCUUGAGGGGUCCGAUCUGCUCGUGCCAAACCGGCCUCCACCGCGAUCCCUGCUUUCAGUGGGCAUUGUCAUCGACGACCUUGUGUUGUUUGAUCGUUGCCUGCGUGGGUCUGGGACUGGCCGGCCCGAUUCGGCAGGGGCCCGCAAGUUGGAUACCGCGCAUGCUGCUUACGAUGCCGCUUUGCUCGAGGCUAACCCCAAGAAGAGCGUGAGAGAUGCGGCGGAAGCCAGCUUCUGGGGCUGCAAGCUUUGUGGGGACUCCGGCGUUCUGCGAGCCAACCCUGCCAGGGUCUGGCCAGUGGCCUUCAUGACUGCUCGGGUGGCCGCCUUGGGCCUUGUCACCCGCUCGCUUUUGGAGAGCUUGGUCGGGUCUUGGACAGCGAUCUUCUUGAUACGGCGGAGGGCCCUGAGCCUCAUCGACUUGGCCUUUCAGGCACUGCGGGCCACACGCUGUGGCGACGUGCUUCGGCUCAGCCCGGCCCUCGCGGAUGAGUUGUGGUCCUGGGUGCUCGUUGCUCCGGUUUGCGUGGCCAACUUGAGAGCCCAAGUGUGUGACGCGUUCUUCACCACAGACGCGUCUGAUGACCGCAUUGCUUGCGCCACGGCUGCGCUUCCUCCAGCGGUCGCCCUUGAGGCUUACCGGCACACUUUGCAAAAGGGGGCUUGGAAUCGAAUUCUGUCAGCUCCUCAGGCUUGGCUGCGUGCGAAAGGGCUCCUUGAUGAAGCCGCGAGGGUCGGCCCUACACUCCGCAUCCUCUGUGGCGCCCUGGCCCGAAGCCUUCAGUUCAGAACUACAUGGGUCAUUCCGGGGGCCCUCGGGCAACACAUCAACAUCAAGGAGCUGCGUGGGCUUCUCGAGUUGGAGCGUCGGGUUGGGCGCCUCGUGAGUUGUGCCAGGUUGCUUGUGGGAUUGGAUUCUCAGGUUGCUCUAGGGGCUGCGCUUAAGGGUAGGUCUGCCUCUGCCGGGUUGAACACGCUGUUGAAGCGGUCGCUGGCCACCAUGUUCGGGAGUGACCUCUACUUGGGGCUUUCGUUUCUUGCGUCGGCCGACAAUCCGUCCGACGAUGGAACACGCUGCCGCAGCAUACGAACAGCUUCUGAGGCGCUUCCUCCUUGGUUCCUUGCGCUUGCACGGGGUGACCCUCAGCCCUUGGACCGUUGGCUUGCCGAGCAGCCCGAGCUUGCAUCGGAGAGCGCAGCCGAGACUUUCAGGCCUGAGAUGGUGGAUGAGCUUCCCAAGCUCGCCUCGGAAGCCACUUGGUCGCGGCCUCCCGAGCUGCCUGAGCGCUUGCCUCCGCGCCGCAACAGGGCUAAGCGGGCGUGUGGUGUGGAUCUGUCUCGCCCGCGCGGUGGUCUUGACCUCUUCUCUGGCAGUGCCGGCGUGGCUCGCCGUCUGAUUGCCCGCGGUGCGCCUUGGGUGCUUUCCUUUGAGAUCGCGCGCUCUCCUAGCCAGGAUCUCGACAACCACUGCGUGCGGCAGCUCGUCGAGUUGUUGAUCCGCGCGAAGAUUUUCCUUACGUUUGGAGCCUCUCCUCCGUGCUCCUCUUUUUCUCGUGCUGUGCACCCGCCUUUCCGCAGUGCAGCUCAUCCCCGAGGCUUGCUGCACCUCAGCCCGACAGCGUUCGAGAAGGUUCGCCGUGGCAACAGGCAGGCCGAUUGGGUUGGGCAUGCUCUUUCUCUUUACCGUGAGCAUUGCCAGGGCCACUUCUGGAUCGAGGGGCCCGAUGGUUCGUUCAUGUGGCUUCUUGCUGGCUUAAUCGAAGAGUUUGCCGACCCCCAUAGCCCGCAGCUGCUCCGCCUUGACCAGUGCAGGUUCGGCACCAGGUGGAGAAAGCGUUCCAGGUUUGGGGUGAAUGGUUGCAUCGCAGGGGCUAGGCUGUUUUGCCAAUGCUCCGGGCCACACGUCGUGCUUCGUGGUCGCUCUGCUGAGCUGGGUCGGCCCUGGACUUCCGUGGCUCAGUGCUAUCCUCGGCCUCUGUGUGACAUGCUCGCCACCGCUGCUGCAGUCGCCGCCGGUUGGUGGCGCGAUGCUCCUACCUUGCGUGGGGUUCCUCUGUCAGCUGCCCUUUCCAAGACCCCGACCGCCAGGAUCGGUGAAGCUUCUCAUCCUGGACCUCGUCGGUCGAACCGCCGCCGUGACUCCACUCUGGACUUGGAGCAGCGUCCCUUGCAGAGCGAGGCUGCCCUUCGACUUGGGCAACUGGGGUGGGAGCACUUCUUGUCUUGGGUCCAGUCUUUCUUGCCUGAGCCUUGUCUGGUCGUCUUUGCUAGGGCGCCCGCGCUCCUCGCCAUGGCACUGCGAGCUUACGGCAACUGGCUUUUCAAGUCCGGAAAGAGCAUCCACGAGCUGCGGCACACUCUGCUGGGCGCUCAAAGGAACUUUGCUGGAGUGAAGCCGUGGAUCGGCCGCGCGUGGGAACUGGUCUCGCGGUGGGAAAACGUCGAGCCGGUGGAGCACAGAGUUCCUCUGCCGGAACCGGUCCUGAAAGCUCUGGUGGCGUAUCUGGCUUCCGGAACUUCGCAGGGAUUACGCUUCUGA
Symbiodinium sp. CCMP2592 is the source of this 6165-nucleotide messenger RNA. The record is from the annotation of a GenBank genome assembly. NCBI's taxonomy places the organism in Eukaryota, Dinophyceae, Suessiales, Symbiodiniaceae.